AUAACAGGAACUGCUUAUAAUUGUACGAUUAUGUUGGUAAUGAAACAUAAAAAUCUUUUUAUCGACUGAGAAAAUACAGAAGAAUACCGUGCAAAGAGUUCGCUGCAAUGAAAUUUAUGUCAAUAAAGAAAUAUAAAAAUUAGAGAAACGUUAUAAUGUAUCGUUAUAUAUAAACCAUACGAUGCAUUAACUGUAUUCGAAUAGUUUUUUAAAUAAAAAAAUAAUUUUAUUUCUUUCAUUAUGAUGUAUCAUUAUGAUGUAACUUUUGAGCGAAUACGUACGAUCGGUUGCCAUGCAACAGGCGCUUUUUAAAUCUCGUUUAUCUCAAACGAUCAAUGCGUAUAGAUUAUGUUAUAAUAAUAAUCAUAUAUAUUGAAAUAUAUCUAUCAGAAAAAUACUAUUUUAUCCUUCUUGGAAGUUACAUUUAUGAUUCAUUUAAUUUUUAUAAUAUUUUUAUUUCUGCACAAGGGUUAUUUUUGAUGAUCCUUUAUCUUUAUUUUAAAGGCUGAAAAAAUCUUUGAACUAUCACUAUUUUACUUUUUUUUAUCUACUUAACGAUAACUUAUCUAUGUCAUUUACGCUUAUAAAAAGAAGUCGUACUGACAAACAAGACAUAUUUAAUGUUCCUCCGAUUUAAUAAUUAAAACAUUUAUCAUGAUGAAACUAUACAUCAUUCUUCCUUUUUUACUCGUUACCUUGGCUGCUAUCCUAGCAGUACCUAUUGAAGAUGAGUACAAAGAUUUGUUAGAAGAGAACAUCGCAGAAAUCAGCGAUAUACGCAAUAGCAAAAAUAAACUUUUACUUUGUCAAAAAUCUGGAAAAAUUGGAGAAUGGAUAGAAGACACUGCUUGUUACGCUCGUUGUGUAUUUUUAGGAAAACAAUUCGGUGGUUACUGUUAUCGUGGUACUUGUUAUUGUAGAUCAAGAAUAAUGUAAUACGAUUUAUAUGAAAUUAUUUUAUAUAAAAUUAUAAUAAACAUACUUUAGUUUAUAAUUUUGUUGCUGUUAAUAAAUAUUCUUCUAAAUUUA
This is a messenger RNA of Vespula vulgaris, 1029 nucleotides long. RefSeq names its product defensin-1-like. Gene Ontology annotation, biological process: defense response. The coding region runs from base 655 to 936 and encodes 93 amino acids. Lineage: Eukaryota; Metazoa; Arthropoda; Insecta; Hymenoptera; Vespidae. The transcript has 3 exons. The record is from RefSeq and is a predicted model, not a curated record.